Molecule: messenger RNA, 1752 nt
Organism: Aureobasidium pullulans EXF-150
Lineage: Eukaryota; Fungi; Ascomycota; Dothideomycetes; Dothideales; Saccotheciaceae
Product: histone acetyltransferase ELP3
Exons: 1
Coding region: 1-1752 (583 amino acids)
Biological process (GO): tRNA wobble base 5-methoxycarbonylmethyl-2-thiouridinylation
Cellular component (GO): elongator holoenzyme complex; nucleus; cytoplasm
Molecular function (GO): acyltransferase activity, transferring groups other than amino-acyl groups; iron-sulfur cluster binding
Source: RefSeq, a predicted model, not a curated record
AUGGCGACCAUGACCAUGACGGCCACCGAGCCCAAGGCCAAGCACUCGCGAGUCCCCAAAGGCGUCAAACUGCCCCCAGAGAACGAACGAUACAUGCGCGCUUGCGCCGACGUUGCUAGCGCCCUGGUCGAGGACUAUGAAAGCCAGCUGGAUGGCAAGAAACCCAAGAAGGACCUGAACCUCAACACCCUGCGCAACAAUAUUGCAAAAAAGCAUUUCCUCAGCAACACCCCGCCUCUUACCGCCAUCAUCAAUGCCGUCCCCGAACAUUACAAAAAGUACAUUUUGCCUCGCUUGAUCGCAAAGCCUAUUCGAAGUGCCUCUGGUAUAGCCGUUGUCGCCGUCAUGUGUAAGCCGCACAGAUGUCCUCACAUUUCAUACACUGGAAACAUCUGCGUCUACUGUCCCGGAGGCCCCGAUUCGGACUUUGAAUAUUCGACUCAGUCAUACACCGGAUACGAGCCGACUUCGAUGCGUGCCAUUCGCGCGAGAUAUGAUCCCUUUGAGCAAGCAAGAGGAAGAGUGGAUCAGAUCAAGUCUUUGGGUCAUUCGGUCGACAAGGUGGAAUAUAUCAUCAUGGGCGGCACGUUCAUGUCGCUUCCCGUCAGCUACAGAGAAGAGUUUAUUUCUCAGCUACACAACGCUCUGAGCGGCUUCCAAGCGACCAAUGUUGAUGAAGCUGUUUUGGCUGGUGAGAUGAGUAGCACAAAGUGUGUCGGUAUCACCAUCGAGACAAGACCCGAUUACUGCUUGGAUCAGCAUUUGAGCGAUAUGCUACGUUAUGGAUGUACCCGCUUGGAGAUUGGCGUCCAGUCACUAUACGAGGAUGUCGCUCGCGACACCAACAGAGGUCACACUGUCGCCGCAGUUGCAGAGACUUUCAAAUUGGCCAAAGAUGCAGGCUUCAAGGUAGUGAGUCACAUGAUGCCUGAUUUGCCCAACGUCGGUAUGGAAAGAGAUCUGGAUCAGUUCAGAGAGUACUUUGAGAACCCAGCCUUCAGAACAGAUGGUUUGAAGAUCUACCCUACACUCGUCAUCCGAGGUACUGGUCUGUACGAGCUAUGGAGAACGGGUCGCUACAAGAACUACACACCCAACGCGCUGAUCGAUCUCGUUGCUCGCAUUCUGGCAUUGGUGCCGCCAUGGACGCGCAUCUACCGUGUGCAGCGUGACAUUCCGAUGCCUCUGGUAACUUCUGGUGUCGAGAACGGCAAUCUGCGCGAGCUGGCCUUGUCACGUAUGAAAGACUUUGGCACAACUUGUCGUGACGUCCGAACGCGCGAGGUCGGUAUCAACGAAGUCAAGAACAAGAUCCGGCCAUCACAAGUAGAGUUGGUCCGCCGUGAUUACACGGCAAACGGCGGGUGGGAGACAUUCCUGGCCUAUGAAGAUCCCAAGCAAGAUAUCUUGAUUGGAUUGCUGCGUCUACGCAAGUGCAGCUCGACGCAUACUUUCCGCGCGGAACUCACUGGUCAGCCCACGAGUUUGGUUCGAGAGCUUCACGUUUAUGGCUCGGCAGUUCCGGUGCACGGUCGUGACCCGAGAAAGUUCCAACACCAAGGCUACGGUACACUAUUGAUGGAAGAGGCCGAGAGAAUUGCGCGUGACGAGCACGGCAGUGAGAAGCUCAGCAUCAUUUCUGGCGUUGGUGUACGCAGCUACUACGCCAAGCUUGGAUACUGGCUUGAUGGACCUUAUAUGAGCAAGUGGCUCAAGGCCAAGGAUGACGAGGAGAGUGACGAUGGCUUCUGA